AACUCGAGCGAACAUACACGCAAACAUGGAUGCCGCUGUCGCCGCAAUCACGUUCGACGUGCACGUUCAGCGUGACGGUUGACGGCAGGAAUUGUGCCUUGCAGCGAUUGAUUUGUUUCGUAUGCUUAUCAACAGUUCGGAACAAAAUUGAGUUGUGCACUCAGCAUGGACCGGCGGAUCGUUUUGCUGCUUUUUUCACAAUUCGCGCUUUGCCACGGAGAACUUCGAGACAUGAUCGUGGCCGCUCAGGAGGCCGCCAUAGGACUGAAUGAUCUCACUUCGGAAGUGGUGAAAGAAGAAGUUGGUAAUUUCAUCAGGACCGCCUACCGUGACGGCUGCAUUCACGCAGGGUGCUGCAUGGGCAUCCGCAAAGAGGUGCGCUUCAGCCACGAUUGCCCGUCGUGGGGCUGGUACAAAUGGUCUUUCAACGGGCCGAUGCUGGUCGCUCACAGGCCGUUCUUUCAUUCCUGCCUUGACUGCAAGGAUGGCGAAGAUGAUUGCGCGAUAAUAUCUUCGUCGUGCAGAGGGAAACACUCGCAGUUCUGGCACCUGAACAGCACCCUGGGUUUGAAGAACUAUCGCGGCGAGAACCUGUUCGUGAUCGUUAAUGAUUUGCAUCCGGAUCGCUGCGUUACGGUGAACGAGGCUUCGUCAAAGCUUCAAUUGCGUCCAUGCAACCCGCCGUCACAAACUCAAUUGUUUUACAUCACGAGGAACUGGAUUCGAGAUGAGAGUGGCGCGAAGUGAAGGACUUCCCCGAUUGAGACCGGGAAACUUCCCUCGGCAUAGGCACACAUUAAAUGACGAUUCUUAUUUGAUACUGGUGUAGAAUUGAAUAAAUGAAUUCAAUUCGUCGCAUAUAGCACAUAAGA
Galendromus occidentalis (western predatory mite) is the source of this 872-nucleotide messenger RNA. RefSeq lists its product as uncharacterized. NCBI's taxonomy places the organism in Eukaryota, Metazoa, Arthropoda, Arachnida, Mesostigmata, Phytoseiidae. The transcript is spliced from 5 exons. The coding region runs from base 166 to 747 and encodes 193 amino acids. The record is from RefSeq and is a predicted model, not a curated record.